This is a messenger RNA of Thyridium curvatum, 1572 nucleotides long. RefSeq lists its product as uncharacterized. Lineage: Eukaryota; Fungi; Ascomycota; Sordariomycetes; Thyridiales; Thyridiaceae. Gene Ontology annotation, biological process: proteolysis. Gene Ontology annotation, molecular function: aspartic-type endopeptidase activity. The coding region runs from base 1 to 1572 and encodes 523 amino acids. The transcript has a single exon. The record is from RefSeq and is a predicted model, not a curated record.
AUGGCGUCCACUCGCUUCCUCGCGCCGCUGUUGCUAUUGCUAGUGUCAGGAGCGGCGGCAGCACACGUCGAGACCAAGCUCUACGCCACCAGCCCACGCGCCAUGACCAUUUUGGGCCAAGACAUGCAGGAUUACACCGGAGAUCACUUUGUCUUCAACGGCGCCAUCCCCUGGUACCCCUACUCGGUGGACGUCGGCGUCGGCACGCCAGCGCAGACGCAGUCGAUGGCGCUCACGGUCCAGCACGGCGAGUCGUGGGUCCUCUGGAGCGAGCACUGCCUGCCGCGCGACGACAUCAACCCGAACCGCACGUCCUACUACCGCAACUGCAGCAGCGGCUCCUUUGACGACGUCAAGUCCUCGUCCUUUGCCUACAACGAGACCGGGAGGUACUACGGCUCCUUCGCCUCAGGCCGCGAGGCCGGCGUCGACGGCUUCGUGAUGCAGGACACGGUGCACAUCGGGGGCGCCGAGUGGAGCAACACCACCAUGGGCCUCGGCACGUGGGCGGAGCUGGACACGGGCUUCUUCGGGCUCGGCCGGCCCUGGCUGUACCCCAACGGCCAGAACGCCACAGGCUCCGGCCAGGCGACGAUGCUCGACCAGAUGGUGGCGCACCGCGUCAUCGACUCGCCGGCGUUCAGCAUCUACGCCGACAACCGGCUGCUGCUCAACUCGACGACCGGCGGCGGCGGGGAGGCCACGCGCCGGGAGAUCGGCAGCAUCCUCUUCGGCGCCGUCGACAGGAGCAAGUACGACGGCCCGCUGAAGCGCAUCCAGGCGUCGUACGGGCGCGACAAGGUCUCCGGCUCGAGCUGGGAGCGCGCGCCGGGCUAUUUCGCCAACGUGACGGGCUUCUGGACCAGGGACGCCGCCGGCAAGGACAGGCCCGUCGGCACGCGCGGGUCCCAGAUCUACGCCGCCGUCAACCCGACCUUCGCCAUCAGCAACCUGCCCAGCGACGUCGCGGCCGAGCUCUACCGGGCCGUGGGCAGCGUCGCGUACCUGGCCUACGUCAACCUCAAGGCCGUGCUCUGCGACCGGAUCCCCGACCUGCGGGGCAGCUUCGGCGUCGAGCUGGGCGGCGCGGGCGGGUACCGGCUCGAGGUGCCGCUGCGGGACCUCGUCGUGCCGCCCGAGGCCUUCCACAUGGUGCUCAAGGGCAGGUGGGACGGGAGCGAGGGAGAGAAGUACUGCCUGCUCGCCGUGCAGGAGGAGGCGCGCAGGAACCAGUACUACCGGUACGACUACCAGAACUCGGGGCCCGAGUGGGUCAUCGGCAGCAUGAUGCUGCGCGGCACGUACGCCGUGUUUGACAGCGAGAACAUGGAGGUCAGCCUGGCGCCUCUCAAGGCUGGGGGCGGUGGGAGAGCCGCGGAUAUUGUGGCCUUUGGCAGCGCCGGCGCGCACGCGCCGGACUCGGAGUUUGUGGGCUAUGAGGAGUGUUUUGUGAAGAGUUGUCAAAAGAAGGAGGACGAGGACGAGAAGAAUGGCGGGUUGCGCGUUGAUGUGCAGACGGGGCUCUUGGUUAGUUCGGCGUUGGCGGCGCUGGGCUUUAUCCUGGUUGGCUGA